Syngnathus acus (greater pipefish) is the source of this 6609-nucleotide messenger RNA. It is a transcript of the gene pcm1, whose product is annotated as pericentriolar material 1. The transcript is spliced from 39 exons. The record is from RefSeq and is a predicted model, not a curated record. The coding region runs from base 184 to 6303 and encodes 2039 amino acids. Gene Ontology annotation, cellular component: centriolar satellite; centriole; centrosome. NCBI's taxonomy places the organism in Eukaryota, Metazoa, Chordata, Actinopteri, Syngnathiformes, Syngnathidae. Gene Ontology annotation, biological process: microtubule anchoring at centrosome; protein localization to centrosome; cilium assembly.
CACUUUGAUGACGACAUAUUGCUUUUCGGACAGUGUGGUUCAGCAAGACAUCCCAAACAAUUGGUUUAUUUACACCAAGCAAACUCCGUAGAAGCGGAAAAAACACGUGAUUGACAGCAUAGGCAUUUUCCCCAUGGAUCCAACGAAGCACAACUUCUAAAGCUACGCUAAGUGGGUGGUAACAUGGCAACCGGAGGCGCUCCUUUGGAUGACAGCGCGGACGAGCUGCACAACUGGAGCGUCACCAACGCUAGCUUGGAGGACCGACUCAACAACAUGGACUGGAGUGGGACACAGCAGAAGAAGCCAAACCGCUCAUCAGAGAAAAAUAAAAGAAAGCUGUCAGCUUCCUUGGUGGCAGAAAGCCGCCUAACCAACGACAUUUCGCCCAAUUCCACCCUGUGGGGCGUGCGCCGCAAGACCGUGCACGUCAAAUACACCAGCCAACGCUCCGUCCCGGACCAGGCGGAGCUGGACAAGAUCCACCAGAGGAUCAAUUUCUCUGACUUGGAUGAGAGCAUCGGUAGCGACUCCCAGGGCCGCGCGACAGCCGCCAACAACCAGCGGCAGCUAAUGGCGGAGAAUAAGAAACCUUACAACUUGGUCCCGCUGCACGUCAACACCAACAAGAGCAAGGAGCUGCUCCUACCCGCCACCUCUGCUCCUUCCACUCCCGCCGCCGCCGUCGUCAAGGUAACCAGCAAGCAGAGUCCAGCAGCGAGGGAUGACUUCAGCUCCGGGGCUACCCCCAAGGAAACGGCAACGAGGCCACUGCGUGGCAGCGCUGAUAGAUCGGCAGCGACGGCAGCACGCUCGGACGGCGAGGAAGGAGAAGUUGUCAGCAGCUUGCUGGUAAGCAAGCUGAUGCAGAUCCGCGAGUACAUUUGUAAGGCCAGCUCCAUGCGCGACGACCUGGUGGAGAGGAACGAUGUGCCGGCCAACGUGGAGCGCCUCUCUCAUCUCAUCGAGCACCUCAAGGAGCAGGAGAAGUCCUACCUGCGCUUCCUGCAGAAAAUGCUGGCUCGGGAGAACGAGGAGGAGGACGGUAGGACGCAGGAUUCUGCUGUGGGCUCCGGCUCCUUGGGGGAGAGCGCCUCACUCAACGUCGACGUGAGGUCUUCAGAUGCUUCGAACGCACCAGGCGAAUGGGCCGACCCGUCCAUGCGAGACCUGAAGGAAGAACUGGAGAACUUUCGCAAGCAGCACGAGCUGCUGAAGAAGAUGCUGGAGCAGCAGGAUCAGCUCAGGGCCCUGCAAGGCCGCCAGGAGGCUCUGCUGGCCAUGCAGCACAGUGCCGAGCGGGCGCUCACAGUCAUCGAGGAUGCGGCAGUGGUUACAGAAACCACAGGCAGCGUGUCGGGGCUGAGCAUCACAUCGGAGCUCAACGACGAGCUCAACGAUUUGAUCCAGCGCUUCCACAACCAACUGCAAGACUCUCAGAGCAAGUCGGUGCCGGACAACCGACGUCAGGCAGAGAGCCUCUCCCUCUCCAGAGAAGUCAGCUGGUCCCGGGGCCCCCCGGCCUUUGGCCCCCCUGAGCACAGGCCUGUACUCCACUCGGCCUCCGGGCCCCACGGUGGCCUUGACGGCGGGGCGACGGCCGCCAGCGCCAAACUCACCAAGCUCCAGGAGCUCCAAGACAAAAAGGAAACCAUGGACAAGAUCUUACACGAACUGCACUCCCUCAGAGACCAGACGCUCAACAACAACUAUUGUGGAGCGUUGUCAACGCGGCGCAGUUUGAGCACAGGCGGCUCGUCAGAUUGCUCAAAUGCAGUCGCGGCAGCCGCUUCCUUUCAACCCUUGCUCCCGCAACACGCAGACGCUGCCAACUCCACAGACAAACUCAGGAAGCUGAAAGAGGUCCACAAGCGCCUUAACGAGCUUCGGGAAUUAGUGCAGUACUUUCAGCAGACGUCAGACAUGAUGGUGGACGCGGUGAACGAAAAUGUCAAGGAGGACGAGGAAGACGAAGAGGAGACGGAGGACGGCUCCAUGCUGGAGGCCAUGUUUGACUAUGAGCAAGACAAUCGCCAGCCCCCCGCCAACAUCAGGAACUCGCAGCGCAGUGGCAACUGGGGCGACUUGAACAGCGUCGCCAACCGCUGCGCCGUCUCAAGCAGCACCGGCGCAAACAAUCGCGACACGGAGAUCAACAACCGCUCGGCGGGCAACCUUCGCAGCUUUAAUAUCCCCUCAGCCAUUGAGUGCCAGUACAACCGUGACACGGCCUACAAUUGGGUGAAGGAUGAGGACGGUCUCAAUAAUGAAGGCGACGGCGCCGGCGCCCACCCCGAAGGAACCUCUGGCUCCAGGUCAGGCAGCAGCCUGGCCAGCGAGGCGGGCUUCUCCCAGGGGCUUCAUCAGCAGAAAGCCAAGCAGAAGCUACGCCAGCUCCAGGACCUUGUCGCCAUGGUCCAGGUGAGCGACGACACAGACGCCACCACGGCCAAUGAGGAGGAAAGUUUGCACCAACAGCAGAAUAACACGAGAGUGAGUGCGGGGGGCCCACCAGUUGCCGGACCCCAACAGGAUCCCUGUGGAUCAGACGUGGCUUUCUACAGCAAGGCCAGGGAGAAGAUCUACAAAGAGAAGCUCCGUCAACAGAAGCAGGCGCUCAAGCAGCUCCACAAGGAGCGGCAGAUGCUCGGCGAGAUCCAGGACAAGAUCCAGGACCUCCAGUUGACGUGUCCAGACUUGCAGUCAUCACUGUCCAGCCAAGUGAGCGAGCAGAGUUUAGUUUGGAAGAUCCCGGCCGCAGCUUCCACGCCGGCCGUCGCGCAGCCUUCCUCCUCCUCGGCGGCGGCGGCCAGAAGCAGCCCGGCCGUGCUCAAUCCCACCGCUCCCGAAGCUGCUGCCGCUUCAGUCCCCGACAAUGAGCAGCUCUGGUCAGAGAUGCGUCGCCACCAGGUGGCGCGGGAGGACCUGCGGCAGCGGCGCAAGCAACUGGAGUCCCUGAUGGCCGAGCAUCAGAGGCGCCGCGGCCUCGCCGACUCCCCCUGCGGGACCGAGGAGCAGGCGGGUCCCUCCCAGCUCGCCGAAAGCCGCGAUGAAAGAACGAUGGCCACCUGGGGCUCCACUCCCUGCAACCUGGACCAAGACGAGGACGGCGACUUUGGCUCCGAGCACAGCGGCGAGGAAGAGGACAGCUCCGAGAGCUGCUCUGUCGACGACGGCCGUGUCUUCCCUAGCGGCGGCGGCGGCGGCGGCAUGAUCCAACCCAUCUACACCAAGAUGAAGAACCAAGAAUGUAACCCGAAGCCUUCGGCAUCCUUUUCCUGCGGGUCCAAGCAGCAACAGCCAGCGCCGCCACCCAGAGGCUCCGACCAAUCCGCGAGCCAGCCUGCGAGCGCCAGACGUCAGGAGAACCUCUGCUGGGCCUCUGCGCUCUCGGCGACCGAGGGCUCCUCCAAUUGGCAGGAGCAGAUCGGCCAGCUGCAGAGGCAGCUGGACUUCAGCACCAACAUGUGUCAGACGCUGCUGCAGGACCAGCAGAUGCUGUCGUACAUGCUGCAGAGCUUGAUGACGGGCUCGUACGGCGCGUUGCCCAACAACCCCGCGUCGCCGCAGGUCCACCUGCUCCUGCACCAGCUCAACCAGUGCUACACGCAGCUGGCCUGGCAGCAAACCAAUGUGCAAAGACUGAAGCAGGUGCUGAACGAGCUCCUGCAGCAGCCACAUCAAAUACGACAGCAGGCUUCCCCGUCGGCCGCAGGAUUUGGCCCGUUUUCUCUCUUCCCCGCCCCCAUGAGCGACUUCCCUCAAGGUGCGGCAAGGGCCGCCACCCACGCGAGUCCCAACCAGCAGAAGCAGCACGUGGACCCCAACACCUCCAUCAAAACAGAGUACAUGAGUUUCCCUCCUCCGCUCCAGCGCUCGCCUCUUAACGCGACUCCCGACAGACGAGCCACGGGCUGGAGCAACAACAACAACAACCACCCCGUCCCAAACAAUGCCGUGCCAUAUCAGCCGCCUCCAACAGGAGAACGGGCCACUUCCUUCUCUUCUCUCUUUUUCUCCCCGCCGCCACCGCCGCCGCAGCAGUGGCGCCACAGCCCCUGGACCGAGUGCGAGCGGGAGUCGGAGGCGAGUUUCAGCAGCUUGCCCGACGACCGCGCCGAUCCCACCACCGUCACCAAGACCUUUAAAAGCGGACGCAAGGCCUCGGCCCAGGCCAACCUGGCCUCCCGCAGCAAAAGCCGGCGCAGGCGCGGCAAAGGAGCCCACAAGAACAAUGGAGGUCUGGAGAGCGACAGCCUGAGCAGCACAGCCGACUUGGACCAAGAGAGGGCAGCGUCGGCUCGUCGCAAGGACCAGCAUCUGUUGGACAAACUCACGCAGGAGAAACUGAACAGCAAAAAGACGCCGGGCAACAGACCAAACGACAUCUCCUCUGCCUAUGCUUGGAGAACACCCUUCCUCUCUAACAGAAUUGCAUGCACAGAAGCUGCAGACGCCAGCAGCGACCUCUCCUUGUUCGAGGCGCUGAGGGAGACCAUCUACUCUGAGGUGGCCACGCUGAUAUCCCACAACGAGUCGCGGCCUCACUUCCUCAUUGAGCUCUUUCACGAGCUGCAGUUGCUCAACACGGACUACCUGCGGCAGAGGGCGCUCUAUUCCCUGCAGGACUUAGUGAGCAGGCACCUGGCAGAGAAAAGCGCCUCCCAGGAGAUGUCCCCCCUGGGUGCAGCGUCUUGGGCCACCGGCGGCUCUCAGUCUGAACUGACGCCCAGCGAGAGCUCCACCAUCAGCGACGCGGAAGUGGCGGAGAAGACCUCGAGGAAGCGAGACGACAUGGAGUCGGUGGGGAAUGACAGCACCUUGUCUUCGACCAACCUGGAUCCGUUUUCCAAGGACGAUCUGGGCAACACGGUCAUCCACUUGGACAAAGCUUUGGCCAGGAUGCGCCAGUACGAGCGCAUGAAGCAGAAAGCCGACUCGGACCUCUCCAAUGUUGAAGCCUCCGCCGCUGCUGCCGAAGCCACGGACGAAGGUGCCUCUGGUGACGUGCACGCGCCUCAGAUCGACACCACCAAGCUCAAUCGUCAAAUCAAGGACAUCAUGAGCGCGGUCAUUCCCUUCCUUAAGGACAACAUGCACGAGGUGUGGACGCUGCGGCUGGUGACGAUCCUGCGCCGCAAGGUCCUGGAGCUCACGCGGCAGAAGGACGAGAGCAAGGAGUUUGUGCGCUUCUUCCACCGGCAGCUCGGCGGCAUCCUGCAGCAUUCCCUCAGUCGCUUCCUGGGCCAAACCCUGAAGGACUGCGGCGAGGACCUCCUGGUGGAGGUCUCGGACAUCCUCUUCAACGAACUGGCCUUUUUCCGACUCAUGCAGGACUUGGACAGCGGCAUUGCCGCCGUCUCCACGGAAAGCAGGCCACAGACGGAACAAGCUGAGCAAACUGAUUCCCCGAAUCAGGAAAGCACAGCGCUCCAGGUUAACGCGUCAGCCUCUUCCGAUGAAGACAAGGUCUGCGAAUCGGAUAAAGAUGACAGCGAGCAAGAGGUUCUCCCUCCUCCCCCUCCUUCUCCCCCUGAUGAUACCAAAAACUGCAAUGACGAAGAUGACGAGGCCGAUGGGCAUACGAUGCCGCUAUCCAUCUGUCUUUCAAUAGCCGAGAGCCAAGCCCUGAACAACUACGGCAGCGGCGAGGAUGAGAACGACGCCGACGACGACGAGCAAGAGCCUGAGGAGUUUGAGGCCGCGCCCGCCGACGUGGAGACGUCCCUGCAGGCCGCGCCCGCCGACGUGGAGACGUCCCUGCAGGCCGCGCCAGAGGGCUCGCCUGAGCCAGAGGUGGCUUUCCAACAUUUUGUCGACACCAUAUCAGGCUGUGAAACCAAAGAAACUGACUUGAAACCAGCCAACGCCAACGAGUGCAGCGAGCUGGCAGAUUUCGCUUCGACUGAAGAAGAACCCGCUGAGGCGGUAAGUCACAACUGCGAUGAAGAGGAGGAUGCAGUCGGCGCCGCCGCUGCAGCCGGGGAAAGCAUCAGAAGCUCUCAAGUCCACACGGCCCUGAAAGACUCAAACGCCACCGGCACCCCCGACACCGAAUCCCCCGUCAUGAUCAAUGUCGACGAAACCGUCUCCGGCAACAGCAGCCAGAGGACGUCGGACGAGGACGACUUUGUGCGGGUGGACGAGCUUCCUUUGCAGCUGCCCGUCACCAGCCAGGAGGAGCUGCAGAGGAGGAUCGUGGACGAGCAGCGGACAAACGACCUACGCAUGGAAAUCAUUGCCGAUGCGGAACCGGUGCUGGUGGGGAAUGAUGACCCACCUGAAGGAACCAGGAUCUUUUGAAUAAGUCGUGAUGUCCCCCAUCUUCCGCUGCACUCAUGUAGGUUUCGCACCAUCUUCAAUUCAUUAAUUUUAAUGAUACUUUAACAAAUACUGUAGUUCUAUAAGCUGUACUGCACACACAUGAGUUGGUCAUUUUGAUUUUAGUGAAUCAAUGAAGUUUGUGUGUCGGGUGUGGGGAGGGUUGGGUUACAAGUCAACACUGCUGACAAGUUCAAAUGCCUAAUUGGCUUUCUGUUUGUGUUGUUCUGUAAAUGGACUUUCCAUGUCAGGACUGUUACGUUUUAAAUAAAAUGUUGGGUGUUUUAA